AUGAGGGCAACCGGCAAGGUUAUCCUCCUCCGGCUGCUCUUCUUGGCAUUAUGCAUCUCGCUCCUUCCCAUCCAGGCCCCCGCCGCUGACAAGCUCGAGAAAGGCCAGAACCUCACCGACGCCGACGGCGACACGCUCGUCUCGGCCGGCGGCAGCGGCACCUUCACCCUCGGCUUCUUCUCUCCCGGGGCGUCCACCAAGAGGUACCUCGGCAUAUGGUUCUCCGUGUCCAACCACACCGUCUACUGGGUCGCCAACCGCGACCAGCCUCUGCCCGACAGGUCCGGCAUGCUGGUGUUCAACGACGCGGCCACCCUCGUCCUCCUCGACGGCUCCCGCCGGACGGUCUGGUCUUCGUACUUCUCCGGCGGCCCUUCCGCCGCGACGGCUCAGCUUCUCGAGUCCGGCAACCUGGUCGUGCGCAACGGCAGCAGCGACGCCUACCGGUGGCAGUCGUUCGACCACCCGUCGGACACCUUGCUGCCCGGCAUGAAGCUGGGCAAGAUCUUGUGGGCCAAAUCCGAGCUGCAGCUCACGUCGUGGCGAUCGGCCGACGACCCGUCUCCGGGUGACUACCGCCGCACGCUGGAAACCAAGGGGCUCCCGGAGCUCGUCCUGUGGUACCGCGACGUCAAGGCGUACCGCACGGGGCCGUGGAACGGGCUCAUCUUCAACGGCGUCGAGGAGGCGUCGACGUACGCGGACAUGUACCCGCUGCACGUGAGUGGCCUGACGGACAGGUCGACGGAGAUAACGUACGGGUACACCGCCGUGCCCGGCGCGCCGCUGACUCGCGUCGUGGUGAACUACACUGGCGUGGCGGAGCGGCUGGUAUGGAAGGCGGACACCGGGGAGUGGAUCCCCUACUUCACCAGGGCGGCGAGGGAUAACACCUGCGAAGCUUACGCCAAGUGCGGGUCGUUCGGCCUCUGCAACCCCGAGGCGGCGUCGUCGUCGUUCUGCGGCUGCGUGCCGGGGUUCAGCCCCGACUCGCCGUCGGCGUGGCGGAUGAAGCAGUACGCGGGCGGAUGUCGACGAGACGCGGGACUGGAGUGUGGCGGCGGGACGACGACUGACCACUUCAAGGUGGUGCCGAGAGUCAAGCUUCCCGACACGCAGAAUGCGACGGUGGACUUGGACGUCGCCACGCUGGACGAGUGCUCGGCGAAGUGCCUCGCCAACUGCUCGUGCUUGGCCUACGCCGCCGCCGAUAUCCGGGGCGGCGGCAACCGUAGCGGCUGCGUCAUGUGGACGGAUGCCAUCGUUGACCUGCGCCUUAUUGACAGCAAGCAGGAUCUCUUCCUGAGGUUGUCAAAGUCAGAAUUCGCAGUAGCAGAUGGCCAUGGCCGCAAAAGUAAAGGGUUUCCUACUGCACUUGUUGUGGCACCUGUAGCUUCUAUUGUUACUCUUCUUCUGGUCGUCUUUGUGUUUUGGUGGAGAUGGAAGUGCAGAAUCUUAGGCGCUAUUCCUCAAAAUCCAUCCAUGGCCGUUCCUUUGCUAAAUCUAGCUACUAUAAAGCAUGGCACUGGAAAUUUUUCUGAGAGUAAUAUUAUCGGUCAAGGUGGAUUCGGCAUUGUUUAUAAGGGGCAGCUGCCUCAAGGAAAAAUGAUUGCUGUUAAGAGGCUUAAGCAGGCGGCUCUCACUAGGAAAGGCAAGAAAGAUUUCGCGAGAGAAGUAGAAGUGAUGGCCGGCCUCCGGCAUGGCAGUCUCGUUCGCCUCCUUGCUUACUGUAACGAAGGCAAGGAGAGGAUACUCGUCUAUGAAUACAUGGAGAACAAGAGCUUGAACGUCUACAUAUUCGGCACACCUAGCCUUCGUGCUUCACUGAACUGGGCAAAGAGACUGGAAAUAAUCCACGGCAUCGCGCAUGGUGUUGCAUACCUUCACGGUGGAUCGGGCAAGAGUGUUGCGGACUUUGGCACCGCGAAGCUGUUCGCCGUUGAUCAGAUGGCGCCUGAUCAGACAGUUGUUGUUUCACCGGGAUAUGCAGCCCCGGAGUACGAGAGACAAGGAGAGAUGACACUGAAAUGCGACGUCUACAGCUUUGGAGUUAUCCUCUUGGAGACGCUCAGCGGGCAAAGGAACGGCAGCAUGCAGAGGCUACUUUUGCAUUUUUUCAAAGUAAAUAAAGACAAUUCACCAUUUUUCAUUUUGAGAUGCAAGACCAUUAUACACGAUUCUACAUGCUCGAAUAAAAAGUCAGCAAAUCUCCUUUGGCAGGCUUGGGGACUCUGGGAACAGAGCAAGACCGUGGAACUUCUUGACACAUCAAUAGCAUUGCCACUUCCUGAAUCUGAGCCUGAGCUCUUGUCCGGGCUGAAACGAUGCAUCCAGAUUGGACUCCUCUGUGUCCAAGAAAUGCCCAGCGACAGGCCAACCAUGUCUGCAAUAGUUGCCCUGCUGACAAGCACAACUUCUCAGAUCGAUCGACCAGGAAGGCCGGCGAUGGAUAGCACGGCCGUGCAUUCAUCACAUGAGCUUGAAUCCGGCCUCUCGAGUCCGUCUACAGAUGAUCUGACAUAA
Triticum aestivum (bread wheat) is the source of this 2523-nucleotide messenger RNA. Its product is annotated as G-type lectin S-receptor-like serine/threonine-protein kinase At4g27290. Gene Ontology annotation, molecular function: protein serine/threonine kinase activity; ATP binding. The coding region runs from base 1 to 2523 and encodes 840 amino acids. The record is from RefSeq and is a predicted model, not a curated record. The transcript is spliced from 8 exons. NCBI's taxonomy places the organism in Eukaryota, Viridiplantae, Streptophyta, Magnoliopsida, Poales, Poaceae. Gene Ontology annotation, biological process: protein phosphorylation; recognition of pollen.